Messenger RNA from Pelodiscus sinensis (Chinese soft-shelled turtle), 691 nucleotides. Lineage: Eukaryota; Metazoa; Chordata; Testudines; Trionychidae. The record is from RefSeq and is a predicted model, not a curated record.
GGAGCCGGGGGCAGCCGGCAGGGCGGACCGCCCGGGGCCCAGAGGAUGUACAAGCAGUCCAUGGCCCAGCGAGCCCGCACCAUGGCUCUCUACAAUCCCAUCCCGGUCCGGCAGAACUGCCUGACUCUCAACCGGUCCCUCUUCCUCUUCAGCGAGGAUAACGUGGUGAGGAAAUACGCCAAAAAGAUCACCGAAUGGCCUCCUUUUGAAUACAUGAUUUUAGCGACGAUCAUCGCAAACUGCAUCGUUCUGGCUCUGGAGCAGCACCUGCCUGACGAAGACAAGACUCCGAUGUCGGAACGACUGGAUGACACAGAACCAUAUUUCAUUGGAAUCUUUUGUUUCGAGGCUGGAAUUAAAAUAAUCGCCUUAGGGUUUGCUUUCCACAAAGGCUCCUAUCUGAGGAAUGGCUGGAACGUGAUGGACUUCGUGGUGGUUCUUACAGGCAUCUUGGCGAAGGUCGGCUCUGACUUCGACCUGCGAACGCUGCGGGCAGUGCGUGUGCUCCGGCCGCUGAAGCUGGUGUCGGGGAUCCCAAGUUUACAAGUGGUUCUGAAGUCCAUCAUGAAGGCAAUGAUACCUCUGCUACAAAUUGGCCUGCUCUUGUUUUUUGCAAUCCUUAUUUUUGCAAUCAUAGGAUUAGAAUUUUAUAUGGGGAAAUUUCACACCACCUGCUUUGACGUGCUGACAG